AGUUAAACGGUGUGAGGAAUGAAACGACACCGGCUCUGUCGCUUUGGAGUCUCCAGGCAGGAGGAGCUAAUUGCCGAUUAACCUCCAACGUUACCCACACAGUUUAGCAAAUAUGGCCAGCCGAGCGGACAUGGGGACCCUGUGCUCCCGGCUUUAGUGGCCAUCAACCCCAGUCAGCACCUGAGAGAGAAGAUGACCAUGAUUCUUCCAUGAGCUCUUUCAGUGUUGGCAUCCGGGGCCUCCCUCUGGCCUUGGCGUCCAUGACACAAGCCACCCCCUCUGACACGCGCUUCCACCCUAAAUGGCGGGCAAUCACUGUGGCGACCUUGCUGGCUUUGGUGCUUUUGCUGUACCUGCACAGGACAGUGGGGGACAGAGAUGGUGCUACUGGACUGUAUGAUCACAACAGGGUUUCCGGUAUAAAAAUACACCAGAAUGCCGAGGAUGACCCAUUCAGGAACUCUAACAGGCAAACUGCUCGAAGUCUCUCCCGACACAAAAAACGGGAAAAACCUUACAAUGACACGUAUCCGUUAAGUCCGCCACAGAGGACAAGUCAUGGCAUUCGCUACCGCAUUGCUGUAAUUGCUGACCUAGACACAGCAUCACGGAGCUCUAAGGACCAGACAUGGAUCAGCUACAUGAAAAGAGGUUACCUCACAGUGUCAGACAGUGCAGACACUCUGCAGGUGGAGUGGGAUGCUGAGAUGGUCACUCUGAAGAGCCAUCUAGCUGAGAAAGGGCGAGGUAUGGAGCUGUCUGAGCUGGUGGUGUUCAACGGUCACCUGUACAGUGUGGACGACCGCACAGGUGUGGUGUACAGGAUUGAGGGCAACCAGGCUGUUCCCUGGGUCAUUUUACCAGAUGGUGAUGGCUCAGUCUCCAAAGGAUUUAAGGCUGAGUGGCUGGCAGUCAAGGAUGAGCACCUGUAUGUUGGUGGACUGGGGAAGGAGUGGACCACUACCACAGGGGAAAUUGUCAACAACCACCCAGAGUGGGUGAAAGUUGUCGGCUACCAUGGUGACGUGGAGCACGAAAACUGGGUGCCACACUACAACGCCUUGAGGAGCGCAACAGGGAUCCAACCACCAGGCUACCUUAUCCAUGAAUCAGCAGCGUGGAGCGAGCGUCUUCAGCGUUGGUUCUUCCUCCCUCGCCGUGCUAGUCAUGAGUACUACGAGGAAACAGCAGAUGAGCGCCGUGCCACCAACCUCCUGCUUUCCUGCCCCGCGGACUUCAACUACAUAACAGUACGGCAUGUUGGACCGCUCAACCCCACCCACGGCUUCUCCUCUUUUAAAUUUGUUCCAGACACAGACGAUCAGAUCAUCGUGGCUCUGAAAUCUGAGGAGGACGCCGGCAAGAUUGCCACAUAUAUCAUAGCAUUUACGCUGGACGGUCGGGUGCUGAUGCCUGAGACAAAAAUAGGAGAUGUGAAGUACGAAGGGUUUGAGUUCAUUUGAUAU
Molecule: messenger RNA, 1466 nt
Organism: Cheilinus undulatus (humphead wrasse)
Lineage: Eukaryota; Metazoa; Chordata; Actinopteri; Labriformes; Labridae
Gene: cant1b
Product: calcium activated nucleotidase 1b
Exons: 5
Coding region: 210-1463 (417 amino acids)
Biological process (GO): proteoglycan biosynthetic process
Molecular function (GO): calcium ion binding; GDP phosphatase activity; UDP phosphatase activity
Source: RefSeq, a predicted model, not a curated record